CUUUCCGUCCCCGCCCCCUGGCCUGUCAUUGGUGCUUGCGUCACACAAGUUCAGGUAAGGAAGUGGAGCGGAGAAACGGCCGACAUACAAGAAGAAGCAGCAAAAGUGUCGAGUUCCUCAUUUGAAAGCGUAAACAGAGAAACAUACGCAGUCAAUUUUCGACAGUUGACCAUCACCUCUACACACUUCACUACUUGUCCCGCCAUGGAGGACGAAACAGCCCAUCGAUGGACCAACAACAGUCCUGUGAUUUCAGUGGCACCCAACGACACGCGCCGUCUUCUGGAAGUCUACGUCAAACGCAGCCUAAGCCUCAAUGAUGAGUCACUUGGAGUCAAGCAUCCCGAGCGCAAACUCAAAUGGGUGACCAUUCCCAAAAGGCACCGGAGACAUUCCAGCAACCCUUCCUUUCACUUGGCCGAUGAUUUGAACGAUGGUACUUUCCGGUCGCUCGCUCCCGCCGAAACUCCCCCGGACAUGGUGUCGGAGGGCAAGGUCAGCAAGAAGUCCAAGAAGAACAAAAAGCCCUCCUUGUGGAAGAACUUCUUGGGUCUAUUCUCGCGGAGGAGCACUGAGGAGAAAGCCGAGGAGCAGGAGUGUCCGUUAGACAUUCCAGAGGCGUCCGACGAUGACGCGGACUACACCUCCGUGUGCUUGCCCGCCUCGAGUCCGGCCUCCUCGACAAAGAAGAAGUCCUCAAAGAGAAAGACUUUGAGAAGAAGGUUCUCCAAGAGGCGUCUUUCCCUUAUUAUGACCAACAAGAAAGAGGAGUUCAACCCUGCAGACAUCAGCGGAGCUGUGGUGAGCGUGGAACCGACCAUCUCCUACUAUGAGAAAGUGUCCGAGGAACUGGAGAAGAUUCUCCACGAGGUCAAGGAAAAAGAUGAGCUGGACACUAUGUCAGAUGAGGAAGUCAUCAACCGGAUCAUUGCUUUGACAAAGGAGCAGGGAGACGCUAUCGACGGCAAGAUUAAAGACAACUCCACCCUGAGCAACUUCUUCCAGAGAAUGUCAUAUUCGUCCUUCCAGAGGCUGGCCGAUGCCUAUUUGGAGAAGGAGGCCUCACCCACGCGCACACAGCCCACUGUCCUACCCACGGCACCCGAGCUGGUCAAGCUGGCCUUCACGUUGGACUUCACGGCUCGUAUCGCCGGCCUCUCCCGCCAAAAUGUCGGGCACAUCACCGGCCUGGGCAACCGCUACCUGCAAGACCGAUUUGAAUAUAAACAAGCAUGUUUGGACCAGCACUGAUGACGGAGGUGGUGACUAUGCAAAUGGUGGAAACAUUUCCAGCAGUUCAGUUAAGCUGAGGAUGUGGUGCAAGUUUCCAACGUGAUUUUUUUUUCAUUUGUGUUUAAUUAUGCCGGAAGAGCAUAAUUUGCUGACACGGAAGCUUUGAGGACAUUCCAAAUUGAACUUCACCAUAUUGGUUGGAUCUAAUAUUGGAGUGGAGUGGCGCUGCAGGGCUCUUGUGACACAAAUGUGAUUUUAUUUUAUUUUCUGUGCCACAACUGGGAUGGCAAGGUAAAUGGAAAAAAAAAAAAAGCAAAAUUACAGACAAUUAAGUCUGGUCGAAAUAUGCUACAUCAGAGGUCUGUAAAUCGUGAAAUAAGCUAAAUAUUUGUGGCCAUUGGCCAUUGGAGUACAGCAUCUAUAGACCCUCAUUUCAGUCUAAGACAACUAAAUGCUAUGCAAUUAUUAAAUACUUGUAGUGAUUAUGUAUUAUUGUUUACUUCCAUAAUUAUGCUUGUGGAGCUAUUGAAUUGCAACAUGGGCACCUGCAGGUUUUUUUGUUCAUGUGUUCUGUCACCGUAAACACAACCAUACAUAGAAAAUUUCGCAGACUUAUUUUUUUUCUCUAAAUAGACUAUUUGGACUCAUUGUAAGCAGAGUAAAAUUACACUUGGAAGGGAGGAAAAUAUUCGUCCAUCCAUUAUCUGAGUCGCUUAUCCUCACAAGGGGCGCGGUCAUGCUGGAGCUGAUCCCAGCUGACUCCAGGCAGCUAGGCGGGGCACACCCUGAACUGGCUGCCAGCCAAUCAGGAGCAAAACAUUCGGAGUAAAAUUUCCUAAAAGUAUUUUUAGCGUGGGCAAGAGGAGUACAAUUGUUUCCCCGGCCACUAGAGCGGGAGUAAAUCUUCAGAAUAGAUCAAAAUCACUUCACUCAAGAGUACAUGAGGGAGGCUCUCAAUGUCAAACAUGAGUGAGUUCUCAUCAAAUAAAAGAUAAUUUUAAUCGUUUGCAGUACAACGAAUCCACAACAUUGAGUAAAAUGUGAAUAUUUUAAGUUUUAAUUUUACUCUGUUUUGACUGGGACCAAAUAUGGUAUUUUUAGAAUGAAAUGUCGUCUUCGAAAUGUACGUGGAAAUAGACAGUGGCUAAUUUUCAUCAUGAUGUGAUGAAGUGUGUGCAUGUAACAUAAUCAUACAGAUUUUAUGCCAAACAAACAAAAAAAUCUAUUUUGCAAGUGACAUAACAAGAAGUGGUACACACACUAAAUUUGCUUUCGUGGGCCAGAAAAGAAUGAUGCAGGGGACCGUAACUAGCCCCUAGGCCUCGAGUUUGAGAUAGCAACCUGAGCUACAGUUAAAACAAUAUAUACGCAGUCUGUGUUAUCUAUGUGAUGGUUUAUUGAUUUUGUUGAGAAACAACCCUGUGCAAUAUUGUUUACAAUUCCACAAUUUCACAACUAAGAAAGUGUUAGAUGUUUGUGUUAGUCUUAUUUAUCAGAAGCUGAAAUCAAAUGUGAGAUAGUUUGUUUUUAAUGUGAAUGCUGGCAUUCAUUUUGCAAAUAAAUGUUUUUUU
Messenger RNA from Hippocampus comes (tiger tail seahorse), 2804 nucleotides. RefSeq lists its product as uncharacterized. The transcript is spliced from 6 exons. The record is from RefSeq and is a predicted model, not a curated record. Gene Ontology annotation, biological process: regulation of extrinsic apoptotic signaling pathway. NCBI's taxonomy places the organism in Eukaryota, Metazoa, Chordata, Actinopteri, Syngnathiformes, Syngnathidae. The coding region runs from base 205 to 1251 and encodes 348 amino acids.